Urocitellus parryii (Arctic ground squirrel) is the source of this 4091-nucleotide messenger RNA. RefSeq names its product eukaryotic translation initiation factor 2 subunit alpha (gene Eif2s1). Gene Ontology annotation, biological process: translational initiation. The record is from RefSeq and is a predicted model, not a curated record. Gene Ontology annotation, molecular function: RNA binding; translation initiation factor activity; ribosome binding. Gene Ontology annotation, cellular component: eukaryotic translation initiation factor 2 complex; eukaryotic 48S preinitiation complex. NCBI's taxonomy places the organism in Eukaryota, Metazoa, Chordata, Mammalia, Rodentia, Sciuridae.
CGCGCUGGGGUGGUGCGAGGCGCACGCUGCGGCUGCUGGGCGGCUGGUACUGAUCUACCAAGUCUGAACGUUCGGACUAAAGAGCUCGACGCGGGACUUCAGUGCGGGAUUCACACACAUACCUCAGAAUGCCGGGUCUAAGUUGUAGAUUUUACCAACACAAAUUUCCUGAGGUGGAAGAUGUAGUGAUGGUGAAUGUAAGGUCCAUUGCUGAAAUGGGAGCUUAUGUCAGCUUGCUAGAAUACAACAACAUUGAAGGCAUGAUUCUUCUCAGUGAAUUAUCCAGACGGCGUAUCCGUUCUAUAAACAAACUCAUCCGAAUUGGCAGGAAUGAAUGUGUGGUUGUUAUUAGAGUGGACAAAGAAAAAGGAUAUAUCGAUUUGUCAAAAAGAAGAGUUUCUCCAGAGGAAGCAAUCAAAUGUGAAGACAAAUUCACAAAAUCUAAAACUGUUUAUAGCAUUCUUCGUCAUGUUGCUGAGGUAUUAGAAUAUACCAAGGAUGAGCAACUGGAAAGCCUGUUCCAGAGGACUGCCUGGGUCUUUGAUGACAAAUACAAGAGACCUGGUUAUGGUGCCUAUGAUGCAUUUAAGCAUGCAGUCUCAGAUCCAUCUAUUUUGGAUAGUUUAGAUUUGAAUGAAGAUGAACGGGAAGUACUUAUUAACAAUAUUAAUAGGCGUUUGACCCCACAAGCUGUCAAAAUUCGAGCAGAUAUUGAAGUGGCUUGUUAUGGUUAUGAAGGCAUUGAUGCUGUAAAAGAAGCCCUGAGAGCAGGUUUGAAUUGUUCUACAGAAACAAUGCCCAUCAAGAUUAAUCUAAUAGCUCCUCCUCGGUAUGUGAUGACCACGACAACCCUGGAGAGGACAGAAGGUCUCUCUGUCCUCAAUCAAGCUAUGGCUGUUAUCAAAGAAAAGAUUGAGGAAAAGAGGGGUGUGUUCAAUGUUCAAAUGGAGCCCAAGGUGGUCACAGAUACAGAUGAGACUGAACUUGCAAGGCAGCUGGAGAGGCUUGAGAGAGAAAAUGCAGAAGUGGAUGGAGAUGAUGAUGCAGAAGAAAUGGAAGCAAAAGCUGAAGAUUAACUUUGUGGGAAGCAUAGUCUAAUUUGAGGAACAUGAAGCAGCCCUUCUUGGCUAUAAACCCUAGACUUGAAAGUUUUCCAGUAUUGAAAACUUCAAAGCCGAAUAUUUUUUAUUUCUAAGUAUUUAAAUAUUCCAACACUGUAAAACAUGAAAUGCCCUCCUAAAUGUCAGCUGUUUUCACACAGUAACUCUUGACACGUUUUUUUAAGGGAGCAGCCCAAUUUCACGAGAGAAAAUCUUUGAGCUUAGAACAGUCCUAAAAUUGGGCUUGUGAUUUCCAUUUCUGAUGUCUCCAGAUUGGCACCCUUUGAGUUCAGUGCCUCCGUGAGAUUUACCAGGGGCCCCCAAAAUAAACAAUAACAAUCCCAAUCUUUCUAUAUAAAAUGUAUUAAAGCAAAAAUCAAAUAAAUUUCUGGGAUAUUUAACUAUAGGCCUCUUCCUUCUUGUCACCAGUUAAAAGCAUUCUGAAUGAGAAGACCCUAAUUCUCUUUUAUCUUUAUUUUGGUCUAGAUGCAGAAAUAUAAGAGCAAGUUAUCAAAGGAUAUGUACAACAAACCCUUUUAAGAGAAAAUGAUUUUAACUCAAUCACAGUGAUAUUGACCCUUGGAGGGUGUAAAGCCUUAAAAUGCAAUUAAAGAAUUACAUUGUUAUGUGCCUUUUAACCUAUUUGAGAUUGAUGACAACUUGUGGUUAUGAGAGUUUAUGACACUGGGUCCUUAUUGAUCUACUAACCACUUGGCUUAAGUUUGAUUCAUUCAAGAUGGUAAAGUAUGUUUGUAUUUAAAGAUGCUGCUUCUUUGAUUUACUUAUUUUGAGUAUCAUUACCCAAAUUUUGAUAUUUUUUCACCCCCUUUAAAAUAUCUGCUAGGUACCACAUAGAUCUUUGGUUCUCUUUAUAACAGAAUAUAGAUUUGUCUGAAUGCAGUUAUAGUGGGGUUUUUUUUUUACAUUUUAUCUUCAAGAACUAGUUGUUAUAAAAGUAUAUGCACAAAAUUAAUUUCACAGGUAAUAUAUCUGAUGGUACAGCUACAGUAGUCGGGUGUAGAAAAUAUUGAUUUACUUUGGUGUGUUUGUAGAUUUAAUCUUUUAGGAUAUUUGAGGUACUAGUUAUUGAACUUUACUGCUAGCCCUAAGAACAUCUAUUAAAACAUAGAUCAGCCGGUCAUGGUAGUGCACACCUAUAAUCCUAGUGGUUCAAGACACUGAGACAGGAGGGGCUCAUGUUUAAAGCCAGCCUCAGCAGCUUAGCAAGGCCGUAGGCAACUCGGCAAGAUCCUGUCUCUAAAUAUAUGUGGCUCAGUGGUAAAGUGCCCCUGGGUUCAAUCCCUGGUGCCAAAAACAAAACAAAACUCUGCAGAUCAAACUCAACUCAUCCUAGUCAACCCAGGACUAGUUGUAACUCAUUACAGCUUUUUUUUUUUAAUGCUUUUGGAGUUGGGUGCUCUAGUGUACAGCUAUAGUCAGACCUGCUUCAGGAGGAUUGCUUAAGCCUAGGAGUUUGAGGCCAACCUUGACAACAAAAGUAUGAUCGUAUCUUUUUUUUUUUUAAAAGGGGAACUGAUUAGAAAAUACUUAGAAGAAUUUAUUGGUGAAAGAGUUUCUGCCAAUUAUGAAAGUUUGUCCGUUUGUUUACUUUGUCAGGUUGUGUGAGCUUUUUAAUACAAAGAUUUAACUUCAGAUGGCCCAUUCCAAGAAGUUUGCCAGCCAACAUGCCACAUGGGGAAUAGAAUCUGGAUGUAUUAAAGAUUGACACAAAAUUUUUACUUCUAUAUUUGAAACAUCAAAGUUUUAUAAAAAUUCCUAGCAUCAAAAUGUUACCAAAAUACAAUAGGUGCUCCUUUGGUGUAUGCAUGGAAAUUCAAUGUUUACUGAAGUUUUCAUACUUUGAAAGCCAUAACUGUUGGAAAAUAUUGGUGGUUUCCAUGGUGACUGAUUUUUUUUUUUAUCCUAUGUGGGCCUUUUACUCAGUUCUGCAACAAUUUUGUAAAUUGUUGACCCUAGCCAAAGAAAGGAUCAGUGUUUCACUGAUAAGAGUACGAGAACAGAUUGAACUUAAAAGUGUCUAUAUGCUGACCUAAAAAUAGGGACAAGAUACCUGAGGACAAGGUAAACAACAUAUUCCUGAACAGCUCGAACAGGACAGACAAUGACAGUUGAGCAGCCUAUCCAAAUCCUGAUUCUCCACCAAAGCCUUUUCAUUAAAAAUAUUCAUGUUACCUGUUUAUUCCAUCUCAGCCUCUGUGGUCAAAUGGUUAGUUCUGAGAACCAAAUUAGCAACAGGUUGAGUCUUGUUUGUGCAUACCUUAAUUGAAAAUGGUGAAAAGGAAAUAGGAAGGUUUGAACUUCUUUUAUUUUUAUGGAUUUUAUAGCAAGACAAGCUGAUUCUUGUACAAUGUUCAGAUACUUUGGGGAGCUACAGAGAUAUGAUAAUCACUAUCAUGCUAAGCAGAGUUAUUACUCAGCUGGCAUACCUCAGCCAUUUAUAAUUCACCUGUACAUCAAGAACAAUUUAAAUAGUAGGGAUUUUUAAGAAGUUUUAAUGCUAGUACCAUUUUGCUGAUUUGCCUCAAGCUGAUGGUCACCUACUUUCCAAUUCUUAGAAAUCCUAUUUCCCAUGUAAAGGCACCAUUGUGCCAAUUUUGAGAUUGGGCAGUCAUUAAACCAAGUGUACUUUAAUUCAGAUAAGCACCAAUCAAUACUCAAAAAGCAAUAAACGUUUUUUUAAAAUUGUUUUAAAGCAAUAAAAUUCAAUAGACUUUAGACAUUAGCAAAAGGCCAAAUAGAAAAUGGUGCUUUAAAGAGUAGGAAUAAGGUAAAACAGCUUGGACUCCCCAAUCCUGGUCAGUUAUUAUGGGACAAAAUUAAUAGAGGAGACGGUUCAGUCUUAAGAGGACACGUUUUUAUUUAAGCACUAUGGAAGUAGCCACUCCCCUUAAAUAUAGGUUACAUAUUUUAUUUAUUCAUUGAAGUCCAAGCACUUGUACUUGGCAAGAACACUGGCAAUGGCUUAUGCCA